UCUCCAUUAUAAAAUUUAAUUUCCUUUUUGUUUCCUUUUCAACUAUGGAUUACGCGUCAAAACAGCUAUAUGCUUCUCCCCUUCCCUUUUGCCCUUUCGCGCGAUAUACCAACAAUGAAGAGGAGUUUCAAUUGAUACAUUUCGGAGAGUCACCAAUUCAUUCUGACGCCGAGUACGACAAGUCUUCACAAUUAUCCUCACCUCACUUCCGUCCAUUAGAUUGGUGCAACAAAAUAGAGGAUACAUACGAAACCUUCUCAUGCGGGAUUUGCACGAAUCCCAUAAUUGACACCCCAUUUUAUUCUUGCAAAGAAUGUCUUUACAAAUUUUCAUCGUUACAUGCCAUUGGUUUUCACAAAGAGUGUAUCAAGCCGAUAUUAAAGCACCCAUAUCAUCCUAAACAUUAUCUUCGAUUUGUUCAUUAUCCAGAAUGGAGUGGUAAUGAUAAGCUAUGCUUUUGUUCAAAUUUUAGUGCUUCGAUUUACAGCUGCUCUUUAUGCGAUUUUAUUAUAUGUCAACCUUGUUUGCAAAAUCCACCACUCCUUGCAAUAGACCAUCCAAAAAAGCAUAAGCAUACCCUCUUCUACUUUCCUAGAAAAGGCUCAUUGAUUUGUGAUGUUUGUGCGUUGAGCGAUCACAGGUUUUUGAUGUAUUCAUGCACUCAAUGUGAUUUUCUAACCCACAUAGACUGUGUCUACUUGCCAUCUGUCAUAAAAAUUUCGCGUCAUAAACACCGCCUCUCUUUCACUUCUUCACCUACUCCAGGCAAAUGGUGGUGUGGAGUGUGUCGUGGAAAGGUAGAAAUAGAUUAUGGAAGGUAUUCUUGCGUGAAGGGUUGCAAUUAUGGGGUUCAUUCUAAAUGUGCAACACGGAAAGAUGUAUGGGAUGGAAAAGAACUUGAGGAAACACCAGAAGAUGCAUAUGAAGAAGUUGUUAAGUCUUAUAAUGAGAUAAGUGAUGGAAUCAUACAACAUUUCAGUCAUCAAAACCAUCAUAUGAGACUUAAUGUGGUGACUGAUAGAACAUUUGACGAGAACAAAUGUUGUCAAGCAUGCACACUUCCUAUUUGUGAUGGUAUUAUUUACAAUUGCAUGCAAUGUGAUUUUGUUCUCCAUCAAGAAUGUGCACAUCUUCCUCGUAAGAAACAACAUGCGACACAUCCCCAUCCCCUUAGUCUACAAGUGGAUCAUCCAGACGGUUGGUUCACAUGUGAAGCUUGUGAUCGUAGAAGCAAUGGUUUUGGAUACUUGUGUUGUGAAAGAGAGUGUGAUUACAUGUUAGACGUGUGUUGCGCUUCUAUAACUGAGGCAUUGGAUAAUCCACAUCAUCCACACCCCGUUUAUCUUACAUUUAACCCUGAAACUUUGCAAUACUGUUGGAUUUGCCAAAAAUUGGGAGAUAUGCGUCUAAAUUGUGGAGAAUGUACUUUUGUUUUGUGUUUUGGUUGCGCCAAAUUGCCAACUAAAUUGAGGUGCAAGCAUGAUCAACAUUUUCUCAUAUUUGCUUAUGAUAAAGACGCGAGUGGUAAUUAUGUGUGUGAUGUUUGUGAAAAAGAAGCAAAUCCAAAGAAUGGAAUUUAUACUUGCAAUGAGUGCGACGUCACAUUGCAUAUUGAAUGUUUACUUGGAGUUAGAGAGGACAUGUAUAUGAUGCCUAGGAGAGAAUUCAUAUUCCGUGAACUAGAUGUUAACGUUCUUCCCAAUAAUCGUCUUACUCGCAACAUAUGCAGGUGUUGCCACAAUCGUUGUACUAAUAAAGUAGUCUACAAAAUAUCUGAUACAAUAAAAUUAUGCUCUUUAUUUUGUAUAUAUGAAUGGUGGUACAAAAAGAAUUAUUCUACUAUAUGAUUUGGCUUAAAACUUGAA
This is a messenger RNA of Camelina sativa (false flax), 1865 nucleotides long. RefSeq lists its product as uncharacterized. NCBI's taxonomy places the organism in Eukaryota, Viridiplantae, Streptophyta, Magnoliopsida, Brassicales, Brassicaceae. The record is from RefSeq and is a predicted model, not a curated record.